GAAGAAGAAGACAUUAUUUUUACUUCAACAAAAAUAAGAAUAUUUUCUCAUCCAGAAAAACCUUGUGAAAAUUCUCAAUUCUUCCUUUUCCCAAGUGAAAUUAGAUUCGUUAAUCUUGAAAAUUGAUCCAGGAAGUAAAGGGAUUUGUUGACAAAAGCAACGUAUGCAGUCAUUUAGAAUCUUAAAUAUACCAAAAUGUCAGAAGAUUCAAACUCAAGAUGGGACCUCAAUAGUUCCUUUAUCCUUUCUGGACAUCGAAAGAGUGCCUUUAUUCCGUAUCGCCCUACAAAUACGGUUCUAACGAAUCUCCAACGAGGGAAUACUGAAACGGAUUCCUCGGAAAUUUCUCUGAAUUUUCACGAAAAAGCCGCUCAGGGGGAAAUUACGGAGGAAAUGGUGAAGGAACAGGCACUUGUUGAUGCUGUGGAUCAAUAUGAAUUUACUGCCCUUCACUGGGCAUGCUACUACGGUCAACUAUCUUCCGUGAAGAUUCUCGUAAAAUGUGGAGCUGAUGUGAAUAAAUUAGCCCCAGACUAUGUGUCUCCACUUCUUCUGGCUGCUGCUGGGGGGCACAAUGAGAUUGUUAAAUUUCUCCUUCAGCACAAGGCGGAUAUCAAUCACACGGACAUUGUGGGAAAUACAGCCCUAAUGUAUGCAGCUGGGGGCAAUCAUCCCCACACGUGCAAUGAAUUAAUUGCAUUCCAUCCGGAUCUCACGGAAUCCAAUGAAAAUGGGGAUACUGCGUACUCCUUGGCAAUAAGAAAUAAAGCCAGUUUAGCUCAAACAGUUCUUGAGAAUCAUAUUUUCUCAUACUUUUUGAAGUGAUAAAAAGGAUUUAAAAAAAUACACAAAAGGAUCAUAA
Molecule: messenger RNA, 862 nt
Organism: Lutzomyia longipalpis
Lineage: Eukaryota; Metazoa; Arthropoda; Insecta; Diptera; Psychodidae
Product: DNA-binding protein RFXANK
Exons: 5
Coding region: 196-825 (209 amino acids)
Biological process (GO): regulation of gene expression
Cellular component (GO): nucleus
Molecular function (GO): protein binding
Source: RefSeq, a predicted model, not a curated record